Molecule: messenger RNA, 792 nt
Organism: Candida dubliniensis CD36
Lineage: Eukaryota; Fungi; Ascomycota; Pichiomycetes; Serinales; Debaryomycetaceae
Gene: GIR2
Product: Gir2p
Exons: 1
Coding region: 1-792 (263 amino acids)
Biological process (GO): cytoplasmic translation
Molecular function (GO): protein binding
Source: RefSeq, a predicted model, not a curated record
AUGGAUCCUAUAGAAGAACAAUCUCAAGAAAUUGAAGUAUUACAAUCAAUUUAUCCUGAUGAAUUAACUAUAAUUGAUAAUACAAAUUUCAUAAUUCGAAUAGAUUUAGAUACUCCAUCUGAAAGAAAUCAUAGUUUGAAUUUACAUGUCAAAUAUCCUCCAAAUUAUCCAGAAGUAAUUCCUCAAUUAUCUAUAGAAAUAGCUGAACCUACAAAUGGUGAUAACAACAGUGACUAUUAUGAAGACGAAGAUGAAGAAGAUGAUGAAGAAGAUAAUGACGAUGACGAUAUUAAAUUAGCAUUAAAUAUGGCAGAAACCAUUGAAUUUGAUUCUAAAAUAGAUCUUAAUGAUAAAUUAAUGAAUAAAUUAUUAAAAGAAAGUGAAUUAAAUUUAGGUAUACCAAUGAUUUUUAAUUUAAUUACUAUACUUAAAGAAGAACUGGAAAAUUUAUUUAAUGAAAAAUUAAUUUUAAAACAAAAUCAAUUUAAUCAACAACAAAAAAUUAAAGAAUUAAAUGAACAAAAAAAAUUUCAUGGUAUUAAAGUUACUGAAAAACUGUGGUUAAAUUGGCGUAAUAAAUUUAGAAAAGAAAUGAAUUAUGAAUUAUAUGAUAAACAAAGAUUUGAAAUUAUGCAUAAAGGAAAAUUAACUGGGAAACAAAUAUUUGAAAAAGGUUUAGCUAAUGAUGAAACAGAAGAAAUUGAACAAGAAAUUAAACAAGAAAUUAAACAAGAUAAAGAUAAAAAUAAAGAUAAAGAUAAAGAUAUUGUUGAAGGGAUUAAAAGACUAUAA